CGAUGCUGUCAAUGUCAUAGUUACGCGCCAAAACUGCUGUUUGCGGCGUUGUUGUGUUGUGCUUUGUAAUUUAGACUCACGAUAAUUAUACAAUUAAACAAUAAGUCCGUUAUUAUAAACAAUAAGCCAAUAAAAUGGAAGGAUUUGAUGAUCCCGGUGUAUUCUUCUCCGACAACUUUGGAGUCGAGGAUAAUGAAUCUCAAGAUCAAGUUAACCUACAAGCUGUAAAGAAGAAAUUCAAAGAAUUCAUUCGCCAGUUUCAUGUUGGAAAUUUCAACUACAAAUACAGAGAUGCUCUUAAACGUAAUUACAAUCUGGGCAAAUAUUGGGUUGAAAUAAAUAUAGAAGAUCUAUCAAGUUUUGAUGAAGUUCUUGCUGAGAAAUUGUACAAGAAGCCGAGCGAACAUCUUCCAAUUUUAGAAGAGGCUGCUAAAGAGUUGGCAGAUGAGCUGACAGCUCCGCGACCUGAGGGAGAGGAGGUUGUUGAAGACAUACAAGUGCUUCUUUCUUCUGAUGCACACACAUCUAAUCUUAGGGAGCUGAAAUCAGAAACCGUCUCCCGUCUGGUGAAGAUCCCCGGCAUCGUGAUAUCGGCAUCAGGCAUCAAAGCCAAGGCCACCAAGAUCUCCAUCCAGUGCCGGUCGUGCCGCAACGUCAUCCCCAACCUGCCCGUCAAGCCGGGCCUGGAGGGCUAUGUCAUGCCUAGGAAAUGUAACACGGAACAGGCUGGUCGACCAAAGUGCCCAUUGGACCCGUAUUUCAUCAUUCCAGACAAAUGCAAAUGCAUUGAUUAUCAGGUGUUGAAACUCCAAGAAGCCCCGGAGAGCAUCCCGCAGGGCGAGAUGCCGCGGCACCUGUCGGUGUACUGCGAGCGCGUGCUGUGCGAGCGCGUGGCGCCGGGCGCUAGAGUACAAGUUCUAGGCAUCUAUUCCAUCAAGAAGAUUGCCAAGCAGGGGAGGGAGGGGCGCGGCGAGAAGAGCGUCGGCGUCCGGUCGUCCUACUUGCGCGCCGUGGGGCUCGCGGCCGACGAGGGCGCCGCCGCCGGCCUGCAGCCCUUCACCGCCGACGAGGAGGACCAGUUCCGCCGCCUCGCCGCCUCGCCCGACAUCUACGACAGGAUCUCCAUGUCCAUAGCGCCCAGUGUGUUCGGGGCUGUUGAUAUGAAGAAGGCGAUCGCUUGUCUUCUGUUUGGAGGUGCUCGUAAACGGCUCCCGGACGGUCUGACCCGGCGCGGCGACAUCAACAUCCUCCUACUCGGCGACCCCGGUACUGCCAAGUCCCAGCUCCUCAAAUUCGUGGAGAAGGUGUCGCCCAUCGGCGUGUACACGUCCGGGAAGGGGUCCAGUGCGGCCGGGCUUACGGCGUCAGUCAUCAGGGACCCAGGCAGCCGCAACUUCGUGAUGGAAGGGGGCGCCAUGGUACUGGCCGACGGCGGCGUCGUCUGCAUCGACGAGUUCGACAAGAUGCGGGAGGACGACCGCGUCGCCAUACACGAGGCUAUGGAGCAGCAGACCAUCUCCAUCGCCAAGGCUGGCAUCACCACCACACUAAACUCCCGCUGCUCGGUGCUAGCGGCCGCUAACUCCGUAUUCGGUCGUUGGGACGACACGAAGGCCGACGACAACAUAGACUUCAUGCCCACAAUCCUGUCGCGUUUCGACAUGAUCUUCAUCGUGAAGGACGAACACGACCAGAACCGUGACAUCACGCUCGCGAAGCACAUAAUCUCCGUGCACAUGGGCGGCGACAGCGCCGAGCGUGAGACGGCAGCCGGCGAGCUGCCGCUGGCGCUGCUGCGGCGCUACGCCGCCUACUGCCGCGCGCGCUGCGGCCCGCGCCUCGCGCCCGCCGCCGCCGAGCGCCUGCAGGCGCGCUACGUGCUCAUGCGCACAGGGGCCCUGCAGCAUGAGCGACAGGCCGACAAGCGCCUCUCCAUACCGAUCACUGUGCGACAACUCGAAGCCAUCGUACGCAUCUCCGAAUCUCUCGCCAAAAUGCAGUUACAACCGUUCGCGACUGAAGCGCACGUGACCGAGGCCCUGCGGCUGUUCCAGGUCUCCACGCUGGACGCGGCCAUGACUGGCAGCUUAGCGGGUGCUGAAGGCUUCACGACAGAAGAAGACCACGAGAUGCUGUCCCGAGUCGAGAAGCAACUGAAGCGACGCUUCGCAGUCGGCUCCCAAGUGUCCGAGCAGACCAUCAUACAGGACUUCCUCCGACAGAAGUACCCGGAGCGCGCCAUUCAGAAGGUUAUCCACACCAUGAUCAGGCGAGGGGAGCUGCAGCAUCGCUUGCAGAGGAAAAUGCUGUACAGGCUGUCUUGAUUGUAUGUUUGUUGUUUGUAUUAUGGAGCAAGUGUCUUUUAAAAAUAUAUGAAGAUAGCGGAAUUUCGUCGGAGAGAUGAAUCAUCUCUGUAAUCACUAAAAUCAUCUACAAGGUGUGUCUGAUCAUGGGGCUUUAAUUCCAGGGCUUGAUUUUACUCGCUAAACUGAGCUACUUUUACUAUGGCACCAACCCCGAAAUCCCGGAAAAACAUUUUACUUUUUCAUACAUUUUGGCUGAUCAGAUGUCGACGUUUUCUAUGGAAAAGCCAAAAAAAAAUCCCCGAUUUUAGGGUUGGUCCCAUAGUAAAAGUAGCUCAGUUUAGCGAGUAAAAUCAAGCCCUGGAAUUAAAGCCCCACGGUCAGACACACCAUGUAUAACAAUGUGAGGUGUGCAAUAAAGAGUAUUGUAUUGUCUCAGCUCAUGUAAGGAACCCGCUGUGGCGGAUCAAAGAGAAUAUAAUCACUAUGUGGCAGACUACGAACGCGCUCGUGGGCGAGAAACAACCGGGCAAACGGUAUAAAGCCGGCGCCCGCGUGCUAAUGGGUUUGUGUUUAUGUUAUAUUCAUCUGGAUGAGUAUAGGGAAAAAGGGAUGAUUUGUUGAAGUUGCUUGUGUGAGCUCACGCGCCUAUCCUUCGCAGCCUUCUCCUUGGUAAAUAAACAAAUUUCUAAAAACGUGCGUAGUAUGACCGUUGUCCGCGAUUUUUAUCUGUAUUUUUAUGAAGCACUCACUUUACCGAAAUAUUUUUAAGUUUGUUAUAUGUAAUCGAAAUAAAACCACCUAAUUUUAUAAAUUUGCUUUUAUUCAAUAGCACCUAAUGCACAGGCAAACAAUGACAUGCUCACAGCAUAAAUAGAUUUUUACAUCAGUUACACUGAUCGGGAUCACAUGGUAU
Cydia fagiglandana is the source of this 3219-nucleotide messenger RNA. It is a transcript of the gene Mcm5, whose product is annotated as DNA replication licensing factor Mcm5. The record is from RefSeq and is a predicted model, not a curated record. The coding region runs from base 135 to 2324 and encodes 729 amino acids. Gene Ontology annotation, molecular function: DNA replication origin binding; single-stranded DNA binding; ATP binding. NCBI's taxonomy places the organism in Eukaryota, Metazoa, Arthropoda, Insecta, Lepidoptera, Tortricidae. The transcript has 13 exons. Gene Ontology annotation, cellular component: MCM complex; nucleus. Gene Ontology annotation, biological process: double-strand break repair via break-induced replication; DNA replication; DNA replication initiation.